Messenger RNA from Thamnophis sirtalis, 1396 nucleotides. NCBI's taxonomy places the organism in Eukaryota, Metazoa, Chordata, Lepidosauria, Squamata, Natricidae. The record is from RefSeq and is a predicted model, not a curated record.
GCCGCGCCCCUCGCAGGGCGCUUGGGUAGUCGGCAGCCAAUAGGCGUCCGUCUUGCUGCCCAGUGGCGCGGCGGCGGCGGCUGGGAUCUCGGCUUCGGCCAGCAUGAUCCGGAUCGCCGCGCUCAACGCCAGCUCGGCCGUGGAGGACGACCCCGAGGGAACCCUCAAGAGCCACAAGUCGCAGACCAAGGAGGCGCAGGAAGCAGAAGCCUUUGCCCUCUAUCACCAGGCACUGGAUCUUCAGAAACAUGACCUCUUUGAAGAGUCGGCCAAGGCCUACCACGAACUGCUGGAGACUCAUCUGUUGCGCGAAGCAGUUGCAUCUGGAGAUGAGAGGGAGGGGUUGAAGCAUCCAGGCUUGAUGCUGAAGUAUUCAACUUACAAGAACUUGGCCCAGCUGGCUGCCCAGCGAGACAACAUCGAGACAGCUAUGGAAUUCUACCUGGAGGCUGUGCUACUUGACUCCACGGAUGUCAACCUAUGGUAUAAAAUUGGCCAUGUGGCCCUUCGGCUUACUCGCCUGCCCCUGGCACGGCAUGCUUUUGAAGAAGGGCUUGCAUGUAAUCCAGAUCAUUGGCCUUGUUUAGAUAACCUCAUCACUGUCCUCUACACCCUCAGCGACUACACAACGUGCUUAUAUUUUAUUUGCAAAGCGCUGGAAAAAGAUAACUCUUACAGCAAAGGACUUGUUAUUAAGGAGAAGAUCUUUGAGGAACAGCCGUGCCUCAGAAAGGACUCCUUAAGGAUGUUUCUGAAAGGUGACCUGCCAGUGUGUGAUGUGCCUGUGAGUGCCUCAGAAACACAAACAAUCCUAGAGGAAGCCCUGGAGCUGCGCAGGAAAAGGCAGGCUUUGAUGGCACGGAAGAAUGAGCCAGAUCUCAAGCUUGCCCAGCCUAUCUCUUUGUUCACCUGGAAAUCUCUAGGAGAGAGUUUGAUGGCCACUUACUUGCAUCUCACAACUUGUGAGCCACCUCGUCCAAGCUUGGGCAAGCAAAUUGAUCUCUUGGAAUACCAAGAUCUGGACCAGCAUCUGGAGAGCCAGGCAAAUGUAGCCCCCGUCAGUGUUCUUCACCCCAGCCCUGUCAGUUCCAACCCACUGGUGCCUUUGACUGAACCUCUCCUCACGUAUACACCACUGACUCCUAACUUCCCCAGUUUGACUGUACUGGAAUCAGUAAACUCUGCAGGUGAGGAAGAUGCAAGAGGCAUCACAUGAAUGGGAAGUCCUAUUCUCUUGCUGAAUAGUCUGUCCUUCACUGAAUAAUCUGUGUGUGUGUGUGGCGAGGGGGAAAGGUGGCCACUUAGUCUUAAUUACCACUUGGAUGCAGUGAGGGUUAUUUUUUUUUACUUUACUUUAUUUUAUUUUACUUUAUUAUUUUAUUUUACUUUAUUAUUU